Messenger RNA from Colletotrichum destructivum, 270 nucleotides. RefSeq lists its product as uncharacterized. The record is from RefSeq and is a predicted model, not a curated record. Bases 1 to 270 code for a protein of 89 amino acids. The transcript is spliced from 2 exons. Lineage: Eukaryota; Fungi; Ascomycota; Sordariomycetes; Glomerellales; Glomerellaceae.
AUGUUUGACAUUGGGCCUGCCGUUCGUCCAGGGAGUCGACGAGAGUUUUCGCAAGACUUUGGAACCAGUUCAAUCUGUUCCCUUACCAAGAGCUGUCAUGUCGGAUCGUCGAUGCCAUACUCUUCUCCUCGGAUAACGGGUGACCUCCACCCUUGUUUUCAAUAUUUCCACGCAAGAAACAUCAACUGGCCCAAGCACUACCCAACAAUGGGAAAUAAACCCUGGUACCUGGAAAGCAUACCUGCGUAUGCUACGCUCGCGUCAGGGUAG